Amaranthus tricolor (Joseph's coat) is the source of this 2227-nucleotide messenger RNA. RefSeq names its product BTB/POZ domain and ankyrin repeat-containing protein NPR1-like. Gene Ontology annotation, biological process: systemic acquired resistance, salicylic acid mediated signaling pathway; regulation of salicylic acid mediated signaling pathway; regulation of jasmonic acid mediated signaling pathway. Gene Ontology annotation, cellular component: nucleus; cytoplasm. The record is from RefSeq and is a predicted model, not a curated record. NCBI's taxonomy places the organism in Eukaryota, Viridiplantae, Streptophyta, Magnoliopsida, Caryophyllales, Amaranthaceae. Gene Ontology annotation, molecular function: protein binding. The coding region runs from base 253 to 2037 and encodes 594 amino acids. The transcript is spliced from 4 exons.
GUUUACAUUAGAUUCACUGCCAAAAAAUUCCAAGUCAAGUCGUCAACCCUUUCACUAUCUCCUACCCUCUGCCACAGCGUUUCUCUCUCUCUCUCUCUCCUCUCCGCCCACAAAAAUGUCUCUCAAUUCUCUCUCCUCCUUCAUACCCUCUUUGACUUCUCCCACUCUCUCUCCUCCUCUUCUCAAUUAACUCUCCAAAUUCUAUUGCUCUUCAAUGGCGGAUUCCAAUCUUUAAUUCCAUCAUUAUUGACUAUGAUGAUGGCCAUGGAUUCUCGAACUGGUUUUUCCGAUUCCAACGACCUUAGCAAUGGAAGCAGUAUCUGCUGUAUACCUACAACAACUACCACAACUUCCCCUGAUCACUCUCUUGCAGACUCCGCUGCUCUUAAUCGUCUCUCCGAACACCUUGAAAGUCUAUUUCAACCUACUUUUUCCGAUUCUGAUUCUUUCGCCGAUGCUAAAAUCAUCAUCUCCGGCGAUUAUCGCGAAGUUUUUGUUCACCGGUGUAUUCUUUCGUCUAGAAGCUCCUUUUUUAGAGCUGAGUUUGCUUCGAAAAGAGAUAGAGAAAAGGAGAAAGAUAAGGAAAGAGAGAAAUUGAUGAAGCUUGAGCUUAAGGAUAUGGCAGGUGAUUUCGAGGUUGGAUUUGAUUCGUUAGUGGCGGUUUUACGGUAUUUAUAUAGUGGUAAAGUCAGACCGAAUCCUAAAGAAAUUUGUACGUGUGUUGAUGAUGAUUGUUCUCAUAUAGCUUGCCGCCCUACGGUUGAUUUUCUUGUUGAGGUUUUGUAUUUGUCUCACAAGUUCAAAAUCGACGAACUGGUUGGUCUCUAUCAGAGACAUAUAAUGGAUAUUCUUGAUAAGGUCUCAGCCGAUGACAUUCUAGUAGUGCUAUCUGUCGCUGAAAUGUGUGGAAAUGCAUGCGAAAGCUUGCAAGGAAGGUGUAUAGACAUAAUUGUGAAGCUUAAUUUAGAUGUUACCACCCUUGAUAAAUCUUUGCCACAACAUAUUGUGAAAUACAUAAUUGACACGCGCAAGGUGCUUGGUUUGACUGAGCCUGCAUAUGUUGAGUUUCCUGAUAAGCAUGUGAAGAGAAUACACAGAGCUUUGGAAUCUGAUGAUGUUGAGUUAGUUAGAAUGCUUUUGAAAGAGGGCCAUACUAGUCUAGAUGGUGCAUGUGCCCUUCACUAUGCUGUGGCAUAUUGUGAUGCCAAGACUACAACGGAGCUUCUUGAUCUUGCACUGGCAGAUGUUAAUCUCAGAAAUCUAAGAGGCUACACCGUGCUACACGUUGCAGCCAUGAGAAAAGAGCCUAAAAUCAUUGUAUCCUUGCUAACCAAGGGUGCUCAUCCAUCUGAUAUGACACCAGAUGGAAAAAAAGCUGUGCAGAUAGCAAAGAGACUAACAAAGCAUGUGGACUUCUAUGAGCCUACAGAACAAGGAAAGGCUUCGCCGAAGGAUCGGUUGUGCAUUGAAAUAUUGGAACAAGCUGAAAGAAGAGAACCAUUGUUAGGAGAAGGCGCAGUUUCUCUUGCAAAGGCAGGGGAUGAUUUACGUAUGAAGCUUUUAUAUCUUGAGAAUAGAGUUGCACUUGCACGACUGCUCUUCCCAAUGGAAGCGAAAGUUGCUAUGGAUAUUGCUCAAGUGGAUGGUACCUCUGAAUUUACAUUGUCAAAAAAUAUUGCUGAUGCACGAAGAAAUGCUGUGGACUUGAAUGAGGCACCCUUCAUAUUGAAAGAAGAGCAUUUGCAAAGGAUGAAAGCACUUUCUAGAACUGUUGAGCUUGGCAAGCGUUUCUUUCCCCGGUGUUCUGAUGUCCUUAAUAAGAUCAUGGACGCUGACGAUUUAUCACAGCUUGCAUAUUUAGGGAAUGAUACACGAGAGGAACGACAAAGGAAAAGAAAACGAUACCUAGAAUUGAGAGAUGCUCUAAGCCAGGCUUUUUCUGAGGACAAAGAAGAGUUCGACCGUUCCACACUAUCUUCUUCAUCAUCAACAGCUUUGGGAAAACCUUAUGGUAAGACCCCAUUUAAGAGGUUGUGACUCGACAGCUCAAUCACACGAAUCCAUGUGUAAUGUGUAUAAUCUAUACAUGUAUUAUAGUUAUUUUCUUCAUUUCUUAUUGGUUACUGUUUUAAUAUUUUUGGUCUGUACAAUAAUUUUGGCUGAUUGAUCAAUUUAGCUAUUAUGUGAGGCGUAGAAAUAUUGUACACAUCUUUAUGAAGUUCACAGU